This is a messenger RNA of Penicillium verrucosum, 1452 nucleotides long. RefSeq lists its product as uncharacterized. The record is from RefSeq and is a predicted model, not a curated record. Gene Ontology annotation, molecular function: D-mannose binding. Gene Ontology annotation, biological process: Golgi organization; endoplasmic reticulum organization; endoplasmic reticulum to Golgi vesicle-mediated transport. Gene Ontology annotation, cellular component: endoplasmic reticulum membrane; Golgi membrane; endoplasmic reticulum-Golgi intermediate compartment. The coding region runs from base 1 to 1452 and encodes 483 amino acids. The transcript has 9 exons. Lineage: Eukaryota; Fungi; Ascomycota; Eurotiomycetes; Eurotiales; Aspergillaceae.
AUGGACUUCACAGACGUCGGAAUCCGCCACACGAUUCUCAACAGUGUACAGCUCCAUCACUUUAUCGAUUUCUCGCCAUCGGCCGCUGUUAUUGCAAAAGAGGCCCGUCUCUGCGUUAUUGCUAUUGUUGUCGGUUGGCGAACGAUAGCUGCUGCGCAAAACUUUCGUGUAACCUGCGCGAAUCCUACAUCAAAACAUCAAGCUCCACCAAACGUCAAGCCACACAACAUGAUGAGAACAUUAGCUUCACUGGCAUUGCUUGCUGUAGGGGCUACAGCCCAGCUUAUUGAUAGCUCAAGCUUUGGUGCUGGUCAAACGAUAUCACCAACCCGAGACUCUAUCCCCGGAUGGACAAUUGGAGCAGAGGGCCAUAUACCGCAAGUUCUAUCAGACAAGCUCAUCUUAACACCACCGUACCCUGGAAACACUCGGGGAUCAGCUUGGGCACAAAGCCCAGUUUCUCAGUCGGAAUGGUCAGCAGAGUUCCAAUUCCGAGCGAGUGGACCUGAACGAGCGGGCGGAAUUCUACAGUUAUGGUACACCAAGGAUGGCCAGUCCCGUAUUGGUACCUCGAGCAUCUAUACUGUCGGCCAGUUCGACGGCUUUGCUUUGGUAAUUGAUACGCAUGGUGGAAGAGGUGGAAGUGUCCGUGGAUUCCUGAAUGACGGUACCAUCGAUUACAAAAGCCAUAACAGUCCCGAUACCUUAGCCUUUGGCCACUGCGACUACUCCUACCGUAACUUAGGCCGUCCAUCAAUUGUCAAGCUCAAACAUACCAGCUCCAUCUUUGAAGUCACCAUUGACGACAAGCUUUGCUUUUCGACCAACAAGGUCGCUCUGCCCGCUGGAAACACCUUCGGCAUCACAGCAGCCACUCCCGAAAACCCAGACUCAUUCGAGGUCUUCAAGUUCAUCCUCGACACGCCCCAGCAGCCAAUCCGCAAUCAAGUUCCUAACCAGCCCGCCCAACCCGUAACCAACACUGGCACAGAAGCCACGAUGAACGGCUUGGCUGCCCAGAUCGCCGACAUCAGCGGCCGCAUUCAGCUGACCGGCAAGGCCACCAACACCAUCCUCCAGGAACUGAUGAACCAGGCCCCGAAGGCCGACCAGCGCCACGCAGAACUUAUCCAGAAGUCGCUGGCCCAGGACCGCCAACUCGCCCAGUUCGACAGCCGACUCUCGCGCGUUGAGCAGCUGCUCCAAGUCCUCCAGACCGAUGUGCAGAGCAAGGAUUACAGUGGACGGUUCAACCAGCUCCACGAAACGCUGCGCUCCUCCCACCUCAGCCUAAGCGAGAACCUGCAGGGCCACCUGCUUAGUGUCAUUACUGCCUCUAGCCCGCGCAUGGGCUUCUUCAUCUUCAUGUUGAUCGCGUUCCAGGUGAUCCUCGUGAUCUCCUACGUCAUCUACAAGCGUCGCCGGGCCAACAUGCCUAAGAAGUUCCUUUAA